AGGUCAGAGGAGGUAGUAACAGUAAUGGGGUUUGCAGUGGCAAACCUGGACUUGAUCUUAGUCCCAGCAGGUCUCUUGAUGAUGUUCACCUACCAUCUCUACCUCAUCUAUCAAAUCCUAAAAUAUCCUUCAACAACAGUAAUUGGCUUUGAGAACCUCAACAGGAUUGCAUGGGUUGAACAUAUGAUGCAGGGUGGGGGUAACACAAGCUUAGCACUAAACGUGAUAUCAAUUAAUGUAUGGGGUGUGAUCUACUUGGCUAUUAUUACCCUUACACUGACCUCUCUCAUAGGAGCAUUAUUGGGAAACCCAUCUAGCUUUCUCUCCCAGGAUAAUGUGUUAAUACUUGGAGACACAAGCUCCACCACAGUUUCCCUCAAGUACAUAAGCAUACUCUUAUCUUUCAUUCUUGCCUUUGGGUCGUUUGUUCAGUCGGCAAGGUACUUCGUCCAGGCUGAUUUCUACAUUAGCACGCCGAUCGCGAACAUGCCGGUGAAUCAAGUGCAGCGAUCGGUGAUUAGGGCCAAUAAUUUCUGGCAUCUUGGGUUGAGGCUGCUUUACUUUGCCAUGGCUUUCUUGUUUUGGAGUUUUGGGCCAAUACCGAUGUUUGUAUCGAUCAUGAUUAUGGUGGUGCUUUUGUUUUUCUUGGACUCCAAUUCUACACCAUUGCAUCACUAUCGGCCGGCGGCCAAGCAUCCGGAGAAGAAGAAGGUGGAGGAUUAGGCCAGUUGACCUUAAUUUGUUUGUGUAUUAAUAAAGAAGUUCCAAAAUAUCCUUCUUCUUUCUUUUUUUUUCUGUUAAUGUCUCCCAUAUGGUUUUAUCAUUGACUUAACUGAUGUUAUUGUUUUGUAAAACAAAUAUUGGGAA
Macadamia integrifolia is the source of this 867-nucleotide messenger RNA. RefSeq lists its product as uncharacterized. The transcript is spliced from 2 exons. Lineage: Eukaryota; Viridiplantae; Streptophyta; Magnoliopsida; Proteales; Proteaceae. The coding region runs from base 25 to 723 and encodes 232 amino acids. The record is from RefSeq and is a predicted model, not a curated record.